AUGGAAGAAAAACUGAGUCAAUCUUAUAUUAAUUUUAUUGAUCUUCCUGUGGAAAUUCUGUAUAUUAUAUUCAAUAAAUUGGAUAAUGUUGAUGUUCUUUAUUCAUUAUUUGGUAUAAAGAAUAAACGACUCGAUUUCAUACUACAAGAUCACAUUUUCUCCAAUACUCUUAAUUUGACAAAAAUUGUGAAUAAUGCCUCAAUAUUUGAUCGAUUUCGUAAUUUUAUAAUACCUGAAAUCCGUUCAAAUGUCAAAUGUUUGAUAGUUGAUUCUUCAUCAAUCGAACAAAUUCAUUAUCCAAAUGUAAAUCAUUUAAAAUUUAUGAAUUUUCAACGUGAUAAUUCACUUCAACAUUUUCAAGAUGAAUCACCUGUUGGUUAUAUUUUGAAAAACCAAAUAACAAAACUUGAACUGACAAAUAUUGAUCGUGAAUCGACGAAAACAUCAUGGGAAAGAUAUACACAAACAGUUUAUGCGCACAUUCUAAAUUAUUCUAAAAAAUUAGAGCAUCUCGGUGUAUUUAGAAAAACCGUAUAUGGAAAUCCACCAUUAUCAGUACAUAAUUUAUCAGCAAAUACAUUUUCUUCAUGUACUCUCACUUAUUUAUCUAUUUAUGUGAGUACAUUUACUGAUUGUCUUUGUUUACUUGAUGGUCGUCUCAAACAACUAAACACANGAUAUACACAAACAGUUUAUGCGCACAUUCUAAAUUAUUCUAAAAAAUUAGAGCAUCUCGGUGUACUUAGAAAAACCGUAUAUGGAAAUCCACCAUUAUUAGUACAUAAUUUAUCAGCAAAUACAUUUUCUUCAUGUACUCUCACUUAUUUAUCUAUUUAUGUGAGUACAUUUACUGAUUGUCUUUGUUUACUUGAUGGUCGUCUCAAACAACUAAACACAUUUAUUGUUCAAACUUAUUCAAUGGAUACGGAUACAUCUGCCGUUCACAAUUGGGAUGAUUUGCCUAAAAUAAAAUGCUUUUCAUUCAUUUCUCAUGAUAUAAUUGAAGAAUUUGAUGAUAAAGUCAUAUCUCUUCUUCGUCGAAUGCUGAAUUUAACUAAAUUAACAUUAUAUUUACGUAUUAAAUCUCAAAAUCAAUUUCUUAAUCCAACCUGUAUCAUUACUGAAUAUUCAAUGUAUAUGAAACACCUUCAUUCAUUUGAUUAUUAUAUCAGCAUUGAAAAUUGCCGAGACAAUUAUAUUCAUACUGAACAAAAAUGUUUGAAUUUGAGUCGAGAAGUCUCAAAUAUUGUUAAUUUUGCUCCUAAGAAAGUGACAUAUCAUCUUUUUACGGUUCCAGUUCAAUUUAAAACACUUCAGUAUAUUGGUAAUACAUUCCCGAAUAUAAUAUUUCAAAAUGUUAUCGAAUUAUACGUAGAUGAUAUUAUUCCAUUUGAACAUGAAUUCUUUUUACGAAUUGCAAAAUCAUUUCCAUUGUUACAACGUUUGAUGCUUGCCAAUUAUACAAGUCCAUUACACGCAUCGAAACAAUCGCCUCAAGAAAUUGAUUCAAACACAAUCGCUCGAUUUCCAAAUCUUUCUUCACUUUGUAUUAUAAAUGUAGGUACUCGUUACAUCGAACAAUUCUUAAAUGAGAAUAGAACCAACUUACCAUGUUUAACUAUAUUACGAGUUUUAUAUGAAGAUUUAAGAGCUGUUACGGAAGACUUUACAAGAGAUGCAACACGUUAUAAUUGUGCGAAUAUAAGAGAAUUAAAGACUUAUUCAAAUAUCGUUGGUUCAAAAGAUUUUCAUAUGUAUUUUCCCCUACUUAAUUCUUAA
This is a messenger RNA of Adineta ricciae, 1779 nucleotides long. The record is from the annotation of a GenBank genome assembly. Lineage: Eukaryota; Metazoa; Rotifera; Eurotatoria; Adinetida; Adinetidae.